AUGGAUACUGCAGGACAAAGGCACAAGAACAGAGGAAUCUUCCUCCUCAGCCAACUCUCCAUCAUCGACAUGAUGUACAUCUCCACCACUGUGCCCAAGAUGGCAGCUAACUUCCUGUCAAACACCAAGACCAUUUCCUUUCUGGGCUGUGAGAUCCAAGCCUUUGUGUUUCUUAGCCUGGGUGGAUCUGAAGCCCAGGACAUGCUGGGCUUCAUGUCCUAUGACAGGUAUAUAGCCAUCUGCCAGCCCCUGCACUACCCUGUGCUCAUGAGCAGGAAGAUCUGCUGCUCCAUGGUCGUCUGUGCCUGGAGCAGCAGUUCCAUCAACGCUUUGGUGCACACGCUGUAUGCUUUUCAGCUUCCGUUCUGUGGAUCUCGGGUGGUUAACCACUUUUUCUGUGAGGUUCCAUCUCUCCUGCCACUUGUGUGUGAAGACACAUCCCAAUAUGAGCACACAAUCCUCAUGAGUGCCCUGGUCAUUCUGCUGCUACCCUUCCUGGCCAUUCUCGCUUCCUAUGCUCGGGUGUUGGCUGUUGUAUUCCAGAUGAGCUCAGGGAAGGGACAGAGUAGGGCUGUGUCCACGUGCUCCUCCCACCUGACUGUGGCCAGCCUGUUCUAUGCCACCACUCUCUCCACUUACACCCAGCCACACUCCCUGCAUUCUCCUGCAAGGGACAAGGUGGUGGCUGUGCUUUACUCAAUCGUCACUCCAGUUCUGAACCCAUUCAUCUACAGCCUACAUAACAAGGAAGUCAUGGGGGCCCUGAGGAGACAGAUGGGAUGA
Molecule: messenger RNA, 783 nt
Organism: Mesocricetus auratus (golden hamster)
Lineage: Eukaryota; Metazoa; Chordata; Mammalia; Rodentia; Cricetidae
Product: olfactory receptor 2AK2
Exons: 2
Coding region: 1-783 (260 amino acids)
Biological process (GO): G protein-coupled receptor signaling pathway
Cellular component (GO): membrane
Molecular function (GO): G protein-coupled receptor activity; olfactory receptor activity
Source: RefSeq, a predicted model, not a curated record